AUGACUAUAGUGUAUACUAAACACGUGUAUUUCUACAACACGAUGACGGUUCAGACGACUAUAGUGUAUACUGAACACGUGUAUUUCUACAACACAAUGACUAUAGUGUAUACUAAACACGUGUAUUUCUACAACACGAUGACGGUUCAGACGACUAUAGUGUAUACUAAACACGUGUAUUUCUACAACACGAUGACGGUUCAGACGACUAUAGUGUAUACUGAACACGUGUAUUUCUACAACGCGAUGACGGUUCAGACGACUAUAGUGUAUACUAAACACGUGUAUUUCUACAACGCAAUGACGGUUCAGACGACUAUAGUGUAUACUGAACACGUGUAUUUCUACAACACAAUGACGGUUCAGACGACUAUAGUGUAUACUGAACACGUGUAUUUCUACAACACAAUGACGGUUCAGACGACUAUAGUGUAUACUAAACACGUGUAUUUCUACAACACAAUGACGGUUCAGACGACUAUAGUGUAUACUGAACACGUGUAUUUCUACAACACAAUGACGGUUCAGACGACUAUAGUGUAUACUGAACACGUGUAUUUCUACAACACGAUGACGGUUCAGACGACUAUAGUGUAUACUGAACACGUGUAUUUCUACAACACAAUGACGGUUCAGACGACUAUAGUGUAUACUGAACACGUGUAG
This is a messenger RNA of Gigantopelta aegis, 666 nucleotides long. RefSeq lists its product as uncharacterized. The coding region runs from base 1 to 666 and encodes 221 amino acids. The record is from RefSeq and is a predicted model, not a curated record. Lineage: Eukaryota; Metazoa; Mollusca; Gastropoda; Neomphalida; Peltospiridae. The transcript has a single exon.